CGCGCGCCUUCCGCCUAUAUUUAUUUAUAGGUAUCCACGGCGCCGGUGCGUUGCGUGCAGCAAGCAUGGCGGAGCAGCUCAUCUCCACGGCCGACCACGACACGCUCCCGGGCAGCUACGUCCGGCCGGAGGCGCAGCGCCCGCGCCUCGCCGAGGUGGUCGCCGACGCCUCCAUCCCCGUCGUCGACCUCGCCGACCCCGACCGCGCCCACCUCGUCUCCCAGGUCGGCGCCGCCUGCCGCUCCCACGGCUUCUUCCAGGUGCUCAACCAUGGCGUGCCGGUGGAGCUGAUACUGUCGGUGCUGGCGGUGGCGCACGAGUUCUUCCGGCUGCCGGCGGAGGAGAUGGCCAAGCUCUACUCCGACGACCCGGCCAAGAAGAUACGCCUCUCCACGAGCUUCAACGUGCGCAAGGAGACCGUGCACAACUGGCGCGACUAUCUCCGCCUGCACUGCUACCCGCUUGACCGAUACCUCCCUGAUUGGCCCUCCAACCCAACCUCUUUCAGGGAGAUCGUGAGCACAUACUGCAAAGAAGUUCGAGAGCUCGGGUUCAGGCUCUACGGAGCGAUAUCCGAGAGCCUGGACCUGGAGCAUGACUACAUCAGGAACGUUCUUGGUGAGCAGGAGCAGCACAUGGCGGUGAACUUCUACCCAAAGUGCCCGGAGCCGGAGCUGACGUUCGGACUCCCGGCGCACACCGACCCGAACGCCCUCACCAUCCUCCUCAUGGACCAGCAGGUGGCCGGACUGCAAGUUCUCAAUGAAGGCAAGUGGAUCGCGGUGAAUCCACAGCCCAAUGCGCUGGUGAUCAAUAUUGGCGAUCAGCUACAGGCGCUAAGCAACGGCAGGUACAAGAGCGUGUGGCACCGUGCUGUUGUCAACUCUGACAAAGCGAGGAUGUCCGUCGCCUCCUUCCUGUGCCCCUGCAACGACGUGCUCAUCGGCCCAGCUCAGAAGCUCAUCACCGACGGCUCCCCGGCAGUCUACAGGAACUACACCUACGACGAGUACUACAAGAAGUUCUGGAGCAGAAAUCUCGACCAAGAGCAUUGCCUGGAGCUCUUCAGAACCCAGCCGACGACGCCAUCCGACCACUCCAUCUCGAAUUCUUGAUUUAGGUUUCUACUCCGACUACUCCAGAACUUGUUGCAGUACUCUUUGGCUCUUUGUAGGCGUAGUUUCUGUGUAGACAACCUAGUUGAUGAUGAUGACGAUGAUGUUGCGAGAUGCUCGUGUGUGCUGAAUACUACUCGUCGUGUUUGGGAUCUAGCGAGGAAUGAAUCAAUCAGUCGAUUGGUGAAGUCCAACUGUGAAGAGUUGCGGCAAAAAUCACCUGGGCGUAUGACGUGGCUCGACACACCCCGACGCGGCGCAGGCGGCCGGGGUGGCAGUUGAACUCCGCCGCUCCCCCUCCCCGUCUCGGCGGCCGGCGGUCGAGAAGGGGGCGGAGCGGAGAACCGGAGGAGCGUGACGCGAGAAGUUGACGAGAAGCCGUUCUGAGACGCGUCCCAACCAUGGGCCGGCAUCGCGUCGCCGGGCCGUGGCCCAGGAGAAAAGAGAGAAGGCACGUCCAGACUAGGAAGGCGGGUUUUACUAAAGUACGCCAUCAGCAUAGUUAAAACGGAUUCGAAGGGUGUUCGUUCUCCAAGGGGAACGGAUUAGAUAGGGAAGAGCGGAGGAGGAAGCGGCCGCGCCUUGCUCGCUUUGCUCCCGCCGUUAUCUCUUCGUCUCGCGCGCUCCCCGAUGCACGCCGCCAUGGCCACCGCUCCCUUGUCCCUGCAUGGCCUGCCUUCCCCCACCGCCACCAAGCUCUCCUCCUCCUUUCUCGGCUCCCCUGCCUCCUCUUUCCUCCGGCCGCCGCCUCUCGCCGCCACCGCCACCCCGUCACGGAGGACGCUCGCCGUCAGGGCCAUGGCACCACCCAAGCCCGGCGGCAAGCCCAAGAAAGUGGUAGGCCUCAUAAAGCUGGCGCUGGAGGCCGGGAAAGCCACGCCGGCGCCGCCGGUCGGCCCCGCGCUCGGUGCCAAGGGUGUGAACAUCAUGGCCUUCUGCAAGGAGUACAAUGCCAAGACGGCCGAGAAGGCCGGCUACAUCAUCCCCGUUGAGAUCACCGUGUUCGAUGAUAAGAGUUUCACCUUUAUAUUGAAGACCCCUCCUGCCUCAGUCCUGCUACUCAAGGCAGCAGGUAUCGACAAAGGUUCAAAAGAACCACAGCGAGAAAAGGUUGGAAAAGUAACAGCAGAUCAAGUACGUGCAAUAGCUCAAGAAAAGUUGCCGGAUUUGAACUGCAAGAACAUUGACUCGGCCAUGAGAAUUAUAGCGGGCACUGCUGCUAAUAUGGGAAUCGAGGUUGACCCUCCGAUACUUGAGAAGAAGGAAAAGGUGCUCUUGUAGUCUGUUUUUCCGGCACCUAUAAACCAUCUUAUUGAUGGCUAUCUGUAGAUUUUGUUUCCUUUUCAUUUGACAAUCUGCGUUUCUAAUGCUUAAAAUUUUCCCUACAUGAUCAUUUUGAGAGGAAACAGGCCAUCCACUUCACACAAGCUGUAA
Messenger RNA from Oryza brachyantha (malo sina), 2549 nucleotides. Its product is annotated as flavanone 3-dioxygenase 2-like. NCBI's taxonomy places the organism in Eukaryota, Viridiplantae, Streptophyta, Magnoliopsida, Poales, Poaceae. The coding region runs from base 66 to 1115 and encodes 349 amino acids. The record is from RefSeq and is a predicted model, not a curated record. The transcript has 7 exons.